Poecile atricapillus (Black-capped chickadee) is the source of this 3810-nucleotide messenger RNA. It is a transcript of the gene SUSD1, whose product is annotated as sushi domain containing 1. Lineage: Eukaryota; Metazoa; Chordata; Aves; Passeriformes; Paridae. The transcript has 16 exons. Gene Ontology annotation, molecular function: calcium ion binding. The record is from RefSeq and is a predicted model, not a curated record. Bases 95 to 2860 code for a protein of 921 amino acids.
GCGUCUAAGGCCUGCAGUGAGAAAGCUUUACUUUAUUUGGAGCACUGAGGGCUGGCAGUGCACUGCUGCACCAGCUCCGUACAAGGCGGGACUGAUGCUCCAGCUCUGUGCCGGGGCGCGGCUGCGGCGCUCCCGCCGGGGACACGCGGAGCUGCUCGGCCCCGCUUGCCGAGCUUACAGCUCCCACGUUCGAACAGGUGUGUCUGUCCAGCCGCCCUUCCCGGGAAUCACAAAUAAUCCUACCAUCCGUUUCUCCCCCCGCCCCCGGGCUACGGACAGCGGCAGCCCUUAUCAGCCUUGCCACCUGCCUGGCCGGGGCAGAGGCGGCGUCCCGGGGAAGGAAAGGGGUUGUGCCAGGGAAGAGAGGAAAAGAAAACAAAAAAGGAAAAUAAGAAAAAAAGGGAAGAAAAGAGAGUGUUUUGCGGGCAGUGGGGCCGGGGAGGAAAGGGGCCUCGCUGAGGGUGAAAGCCCCGGCGGGGCCCGAGGGCGCGGCGGCGGCGAUAAGGGCGUCCCGCCCUCCUCCCGGGGCCGAGGGCUCUGCCCGUCCCUCCCUCCGCCCUCAGGGCCAUGCAGAGGCACCGGGGCCGUGCAGCACCGAGGGCGCGGUGGCGGAGGGAACAUGGGCCGGGCCCCGGGGCCGCUGCUGCCGCUGCUGCUGCUGCUGGCGCUGCCGCGCUGCGCGGGGCGGCCGCGGGCAAUUGUGAACAGAUCCAUUCCUGAUGUCUGUGCAACUUGCCACAUUCAUGCAACAUGUCAGCAAAGUGGAGGAAAAAGUGUUUGCAUCUGCAAUUAUGGAUUUGUAGGCAAUGGAAGAACCCAUUGUCAAGAUAAAGAUGAAUGCCAGAUUGGAGCCAGCAAGAUCUGUGGAAAUCAUACACUGUGUCAUAAUACACAUGGAAGUUUUUACUGUGUUUGCCUUGAUGGAUACCGAGCCUCCAACAACAACAAGACAUUUAUUCCCAAUGAUGGCACGAACUGUACAGAUAUAGAUGAAUGUGAGGAGUCUGGACUGUGUGGUCGCAAUGCAAGGUGUGUGAAUACAGAAGGAAGCUACAUGUGUUACUGCAAUGAUGGUUAUAAAUUAGAAACUGGAGACCAUUCUUUUCAUCAAGAUGGAAACAGAGUUUCAUGCAAAGAAAUCGGAUGUGGUUCCCCUCCUGAAAUGAAGCAUGGCUACAUUGUGGGGAACUACAGCUUGCUACCAGGAAGUGCAGUUCAUUAUGAGUGUCAAGAAGGGUUUUACAGCAAUGAAGGAAUGUUCUCAUACUGCACUGCAAAUGAAACUUGGGAACCUGCCACUUUAAGCUGUAAAGGUGUGGACUGUGGGGUUCCACCUCCUGUUUCACAUGCCACAACAUCUGUGGGUGGGACCACAUACAGAAGUGAAGUUACUUACAAGUGUGAUCAUGGUUACCUGAUGGCAGGCAGCAGUCACACUGCAGUCUGCAAUGCCAAAGGACAGUGGGAUGGCCCUGAUUUGGUGUGCAAAGAAAUAGACUGUGGCAAACCUUUGCUGAUUCCACACACGACGAUGACCUGGGACAACUCUACCACUCUGCGGAGCAGAGUGUACUAUCACUGCAAAGAAGGAUAUUAUUUCAACGGAGACAGGAAUUUUUCAGAAUGUAAAAUAGAUCAGUCAUGGGAGAAUAUUACAUACAUAUGCAAAGAGGAGGAAUUAUUCAGUAAUAUAUCCAUAUUCAAUGAAACAUGUGUGAGAUGGCAAAGGAAAACUGGAAAACUGGGAGUGCAGGAAACAUACACAUUUCAUAUAUUGGGCCAAAGAUUGGAUGAGAAGAUGUUCUCAGAAGAUGUGAUAUUUAACAUCAGUACAAGUGAAGAUAAUCCAAAGGUGUGUUUAAAUCUGAAUUCUGGAAGUAACUACAUGGUGAAUAUAACAACCAUUUCUUCCACAAACAUCACCGUCUCUGUUACAGUAGCAAUUCAAACAAAGGUAAAGGAAGCUUUCAAUAAUGUAUUAAUUUUUAAUGAUACCUGCUUGAAAUGGAGGAGAAAUGUCAGGGGAACUGGUGUGGAAGACAGAUACUCAUUUCAUGUGCAAGGCCAGCGUUGGUAUCAGAAGAACUUCCAUCAUGAAAUGACCUUUGAACUUUCCACACACAAGCAAGCUCCUGAACUUUGUUUAGAUUUGCAACCAGGCACCAAUUACUCUAUUAAUAUUUCCAUGGUAGCUUUGAAUUUUUCGCUGCUUGUUUCUAUGACAACACAAAUUACAGAUCCCCCUUUCCCAGAAAUAGAAUUUGUUGCAGUUAAAGGUUCUGCACCUUUGCUCAGACUCCGGAAAGCAGAAGAUCAAAAUGGACCAAUCAGUCUUUAUCAAGUGAUUGUGCUUCCUCUGGAUUUGCAAAGCACUUUUAUUUGUGACUCCUUUGCUGCUACAGCUUUCUUUAGUAACACCACUGACAUUAAAGGAUAUGUGGCAGCUGAAUUUCAGGCGAAGGAUGUUGCUGAUAAUAUGUCAAUUGUUCUUGGAGACAGACAUUAUUAUGGGAAGUUUUAUAAUGCUCCUUUAAAGCUGGGAGAAGAGUAUUGUGUUUUUUUGAAAAUAAUAAGUGAGUGGAAUAAGGUGAGAACACAGUCCUGUGCUGUUUGGGCACAAAUUAAAAAUUUAUCACCCACUCUGCAAUACAUGACUGCUGUUGGAUUAGGGUCACUGGCUGCUGUCUGCCUUAUAUUGUUCCUGACAUUCUCCGUGGCACGCUCUUGUCUCCACAGCUCAGCACAUCCCCCACCUGCUGCUGUAGCCUGUGAAGCUGUACAUUUAUCUACUACAGUAGAUGUGGCACAAGCAGGGAUUGCAUCAUCAUUCCUAGAGACUGAAAGUGUCUCUCUUCUCUGAUGGAUUAUUUCCGGAAGUCAGCAAAGAAAAAACAUGCUCUUCUUUCAAAGCCAGCAUGUGUCGGGUAUCUGCAUGUCACAUAUGUACUACAGCAUGGGCAGUUUGUUUGUCACUGGAAGUGAGAUGUUUAUUGUCCUGUCUUUUUCCAGAUGGUAUGGUGUGUAAAGGAGAACCCUCCCUGACAAGCAGGUUAUCAUGCAUCCCAUGUGUUGGUCAGAGGCUUUCAGCUAUUCCAGCUGCAUGAGUGGCUGAUAAUAAAUGCUUGUAUUGUACUCGAUUACAUGAAUAAUCCCCUGAUCCAAUUAAAACUGUUUUGAGGAUUAACUGCUACUUUAGAUACCUUUGCACAUAUAAACUGGCCUAUUAUGAACAAAAACAAAGACCUAUCUUUAUGCAAGAUAAACUGCCUAUUGUAUUUCCAAUUAUAAAGGUAAACACUUCUAUCAGUCACUUACAAGUAAUAAUACAUCAGUAAGAUGUACACUGUUAGCCAUGAAGUUGCCAGAUUCAAGUAGUGUCAGCAGCUGAUGUGUUCCAGAGAUAUUGCAAUCAUUGCUCAUAGCAAUUAGCAGUAAUUGCAAAUAAUAUACCAAUCUAUAAAACUGCAGUUUGCUCAAAAGCUGCUUGCUUUAAUGGCAUGUGAAACUAAUUUAAGGAAGGACCUUCCUGUGCUAAGUGCAAUUUUGUUAAUCUCUGUUCUAUAAUUACAGCUGAGUAAAGCCAUCAAAUCAUUGUCUGGUUAAUUGGUUGGUGUGUAACAUCUGGUUAGAGUCACUUAAUAAAGUGUAAUUAACCAAUUUCCUAUGACACACUCCCAGUUAAUACAUUUUUUUCUUCUGUAAGAAAGAAUCAAGUGGCUUUGAAUAUUUCCACUCCUCUUCAGAAGUUGCUUUGUUAUAUGUUAGCAAUCUGUUAACUGGUGAAAUAAAAAAGCAGGAGUUUUAGUUUUC